Molecule: messenger RNA, 1201 nt
Organism: Amphiprion ocellaris (clown anemonefish)
Lineage: Eukaryota; Metazoa; Chordata; Actinopteri; Pomacentridae
Product: arp2/3 complex-activating protein rickA-like
Exons: 4
Coding region: 158-535 (125 amino acids)
Source: RefSeq, a predicted model, not a curated record
CACACACACACACACACACACACACACACAGCAGACACUUCCUCCUCUCGACACAUGUGCACAUUAGAUCUGUUAUUAAUAGCUGUUCUAGAAAGUUGCUCUCCCCUCCUGUUGUUAUUUUCCAUCUGUGGCGUUUUAAGAGGCCGAAAGGACUGACAUGGCCACAGUUCAUCCCUCUCCUCCACCCCCACCUCCACCUUUAUCCUCUGGAAACCGGCAUCCUGCUGCCAGAUCCCCACCACGUCCUCUACAUGCAGCAGUGCCAUGGAAUUUUCCCCAAAGUCCUCCAGCCCAGGAGACGGGGGCUCCACCGGACGCUCCAGAGGAAGCAUCAGCUCCAUCCCCGCCUACAGAGCAAAAUGGACCCCAGUCUCCACACGAAGAUCACAUGUGUGAUGGUGAAGAGAAAAGCCUUCCAGUGCAGGAAACUGAGCCUGUGCUAUCGGAAAACCAGAUUAUAGAAGCUGGAGUCCACGAUGAAGAAGGCACUCAGGAGGAUGGAGCUGGAGAGACCAACUGCUCUGAAGCACUUUAGUGACUUAAAAAUAAGACCAGGAUUUAUAAUACUUUCUUGCACAUGGUUCAGAAACCCAAGCCAAGGAGGUUUCAUAUUGAUGUUGCCUUUAGAUUACCUUUAGAGUCUAAAAUAGACAAUACUAACUUUGAAUAUUGCUGUUUAUUAUUAUUUAUUGCUUGUGUGACGUUGCUGACAGACACAAAAAAAAAUGUUCCUUACUUUUCACUGGGACACAUUUCCUAGGCAAAGAUAUGCUAUUGACUCAAUUAAGAGAAAUGAGAGCUUCAUCUACAGUAGGGACCUACAGCCAGCUUCAGUUUUAAACAUUCUGUUUUAAUAUAUCUCUUGUUACUCCCCCAGUUUUGUGCGAUUCUGUGCAAUAUAUAUACCUAACAAACUUAUUUUCCUUUUGGCUUUUCCCUUCAGGGGUCGCCACAGCGAAUCAUCUGCUGCCAUCUAACCCUAUUCUCUGCAUCCUCUCUUCUCACACCAACUAACUUAAUGAUUUAUACCUAACAAACUAAUACCCCUUUAUACGCAGCAUGUCCUCUAAGUUCAGAGUAUUUAAAUCGAAUGUACUAUUGCCUUCCUUUAGAGUUUUAAAUUGUUUAAAUGUUUAUUUGGACCAAUUUUAUGCCAGUCACCAGUGUCUUUAUGGAUUAAACCUGCUUUGAACACUCACAA